AUGGUUGCUAAGAAAGGACGUCAAGAUUCUUCUUCAGAGGUUGAAGUUGGGGAGAUUGACACAAGCGCUCCUUUUCAAUCUGUUAAACAUGCUGUUAACCUCUUUGGUGAAGCCUCCUCUUCCCUUUCUGCUGAAAAGCAGCAGCCUUCUCUCAUUCGCAAACCCUAUCCUCAAUCCGCUGAGAAAGUUUUGGUGAAGCAAACAGAGCUUCACUUAGCGCAGAAAGAGUUUAACAAGCUCAAGGAACGGCUUAAGAACGCUGAAACAGUUAGAGAGCAAGCGUUGAGUGAGCUUGAGAGGGGUAAGAGAACUGUUGAUGAGCUUACUCGUAUGCUUGAAGCUGUUAAUGAGUCGAGAGAUUCUGCUAUUAAAGUGACUGAAGCAGCCAAGAGUCAGAUCAAAGCAGAGACUGUUUCUGUGUCUAGUAAUAAUGAUGAUGAUGAGUAUGUGAUGGUAUGUAAGGAGCUUGAUGCAGCGAAGCAAGAGCUGAGGAAAAUCCGUCAGGUUUCUAAUGAGGUUUGUGAGACAAAGAAUGUUGCUUUAAGCAAAGAAGAGGAAGCUAAGGAAGUGACUAAAGUUUAUUCUGACAAGAUUGAGUUGCUUGGAGAGGAGAUAGCAUCUGUUAAUGAAUCUGUUGAACAGACUAAGUUUGCGUGUUCUCGAGCUCGUGAAGAACAGUCUGAGAUUUUCUCAGAGAAGGAGAUUCAGCAGCAACGUUAUAAAGCUGGCAUGGAAGAAUCUGCCAAGAAGCUCCUCGCUUUGAAGAAAGAGUUUGACCCUGAGUUUGCUAAAAAGCUUGAAGCUCAGCUGAGUGAGACGUAUAACGAGAUAGAUGAGUUGCAGAAGCAAAUGGAGACUGUGAAAGCAUCUGAUGUGGAUUCUGUUAAUGGUGUGAGUUUGGAGUUGAAUGAAGCAAAGGGUUUACUCGAGAAGUUUGUGGAAGAAGAGAAGUCUUUGCAAGAGUCAGUGGAAUCUCUCAAAGCAGAGCUCAAGAAUGUGAAAACAGAGCACAGUGAAGUUGAAGCGAAAGAGGCUGAGAUCGAAUCUCUAGCUGGAGAUCUUAACCUGAAGCUUAGCAAAAGCAAGAAUAAGCUAGAAGAAAGUGUUGCAGAGGAAACUAAAGCAAAGAACGGUUUGGAGGAUAUGAUGUCAACUUUAAAUCAGAUAUCUUCUGAGACAGAGGCUGCUCGGAGACAAGCUGAGGAAAUGAGAAACAAAGCCGAGGGGUUAAUGAGCGAAGCAGAAACCGCGCAUCUCACACUUGAAGAUACGGAGCUACAUUUGAGGGUGGCUCUAGAUGAAGUCGAAGAAGCAAAAGCUGCCGAGGGAAAGGCGCUUGAACAGAUAAAAUCUAUGUCUGAAAAAACCAACGCUGUCCGUAAGUCAACAUCAUCUGAGUCUGGAGCUCAGAGCAUCACACUGUCUCAGGUGGAGUUUAACUCGUUGAGCAAGAGAGCUGAGGUGUUCGUUAAGUUGGCGGAUAUGAAAGUAGCAGCUGCGCUGGCUCAGGUGGAAGCAGUUAAAGCUAGUGAAAACGAGACAGUUAAGAAGUUAGAGACGACGCAAGAGGAGAUUGACAAGCUAAAGACCGCAACAGAAGAAGCACUGAAGAAAGCAGCUAUGGCUGAUACUGCUAAGAAAGCCGUUGAAGGAGAACUCAGGAGGUGGCGUGAAAGGGAUCAGAAGAAAGCAGAGGAAACGGCCUCGAGGAUUCUUGCAGAGGCUGAGGCCAAGAUGUCAGCUGAGUCAUCCCAGCAACAUCAUUACAAAGCUACUAAACAGAAGCCUGUCAACAAGAAACUGGAGAAGACGAAAACCUCUGUGGUAUCAAAGAAAGUGCUUUUACCGAUUCUAAGUGGAAUCUUUAAUAGAAAGAAGAAUCAAGUGGAGUGGGGUUCUCCUUCUUAUCUCCCUGGAGAGAAACCCAUUUGAUGUAUGCUUUCUUUUCAAGAUUUGAGAACUUUUAUUGUAGUGGACAAUCAGAAAGCUGUGUGCUAAAGAAGGUUUUGUGGUUUGAGAUCAGAGGCAGUUGCAGCUAUGGUCUAUAAUGUGAAUAAAAACUGGUUUUGUUGGUG
Molecule: messenger RNA, 2075 nt
Organism: Eruca vesicaria subsp. sativa (arugula)
Lineage: Eukaryota; Viridiplantae; Streptophyta; Magnoliopsida; Brassicales; Brassicaceae
Source: the annotation of a GenBank genome assembly